AUGAUUCUCACAGUCAAGCUGCUUCUGGGCCGGAGAUGCAGCCUGAAGGUGUCCGGGCAGGAGAGUGUGGCCAUGCUGAAGAAGCUGGUGUCGGAGCACCUGCAGGUGCCGGAGGAGCGGCAGCACCUGCUCUUCCGAGGCCAGCGUCUGGCUGAUGACAAGCGUCUCUCCGACUACUGCAUCGGGCCCAAUGCCUCCAUCAAUGUCAUCAUGCGGCCCUUGGCAAAGACAGCGGCCGCGGAGGCCCACCCACCCCAGCCCUUGUGGCACCAUCUGGGCCUGGUCCUGGCCAAGCACUUCGAGCCCCACGACACCAAGGCGGUGCUGCGCCUGCUGCGGCGGGAGCACCAGGAGCGCCUGCAGAGGAUAAGCCUGGGGGACCUAGAGCAGCUGGCCCAGUACCUCCUGAUAGAGGAGCCCCUGGCGGAGCCCACAGGGGAGAAGGGGCCUGAGGCCGAGACCUUAGAGCCCCAAGACAAAGAGGAGGAGGAGGAAGACAAAGAGGAGGAGGACGAGGAGGAGGGGAAGGCUGAGCAGUAA
Neogale vison (American mink) is the source of this 540-nucleotide messenger RNA. It is a transcript of the gene UBL4B, whose product is annotated as ubiquitin like 4B. Lineage: Eukaryota; Metazoa; Chordata; Mammalia; Carnivora; Mustelidae. Gene Ontology annotation, molecular function: protein binding. The record is from RefSeq and is a predicted model, not a curated record. The transcript has a single exon. Bases 1 to 540 code for a protein of 179 amino acids.